AUGGACGGCGAUGUUGCGGUUGGUGUGAAGAGAGGCUCUGAUGAGCUCAGCAUGUAUGGUAGCAGCCCAAACUCCAUGACCGCAAAUGGCACCGACACAAAGAAACAGCGUCUGGAUGAAUCACCGCCAUCCAGAGUUCUUCACAUUAGAAAACUUCCCAAUGAAGUAUCAGAGACAGAGGUCAUUGCACUGGGACUUCCUUUUGGAAAGGUUACCAAUAUACUGAUGCUGAAGGGGAAAAACCAGGCAUUUCUGGAGCUCAGUACAGCAGAAGCUGCCAUUACAAUGGUGAACUACUACGCAGCUGUUACACCUCAGGUCAGAAAUAGUCCUGUAUUCAUCCAAUACUCCAACCAUAAGGAACUGAAAACAGACUCUGCACUCAACCAGAGAGCUCAGGCAGUGCUCCAGGCGGUUUCAGCAGUUCAGGAUGGAAGUUCGCCUUCAUCUGACCACGGAGUUCUGGACCUUGCUCCACCACCCAGUCCUGUCCUGCGUAUUAUAAUUGACAACAUGUUUUAUCCUGUGACACUCGAUGUUCUGCAACAGAUAUUCAGUAAGUUUGGAACUGUGAUGAAGAUAAUUACAUUCACAAAGAACAACCAGUUUCAAGCACUCCUGCAGUUCAGUGAUCCUGUCAACGCCCAGCAGGCUAAAUUGUCUCUUGAUGGACAGAACAUCUAUAAUGCGUGCUGUACGUUGAGGAUCGACUUCAGUAAACUGGUCAACCUUAACGUCAAAUACAACAAUGACAAGAGUCGCGAUUACACUCGGCCAGACCUGCCUACAGGAGAUGGAGAUUCAAAUAAGGAUCAUUCUUUAUUGGGUACACCAUCUGGAGCGUUAGCUUCUUACACAAGUGGGGCAGGUUACUCAUCCUCUCUCUCCCUCUCGCAGGGUGCAGGAGCUAUUAGCCCCUUAAGUGCUGCUGCAGCUGCGGCAGCUGCUGCGGGACGUGUUGCUCUUUCAGGGUCUGGUGUUUCUGGAGUCCUGUUGGCAUCCAACCUGAAUGAAGAGAUGGUCACGCCUCAAAGUCUCUUUACCCUCUUCGGUGUCUAUGGUGACGUGCAGCGGGUAAAGAUCCUCUACAAUAAAAAGGACAGUGCUCUCAUCCAGUUAUCUGAUGGUAACCAGGCUCAGCUGGCAAUGAGCCACCUGAAUGGUCAGAAGGUUUUUGGUAAAGUGAUGAGAGUGACACUGUCCAAACAUCAAACUGUGGCCCUUCCCAGGGAAGGGCUGGACGACCAGCUCUUAACUAAAGAUUUUUCUGGCUCUCCACUACAUCGCUUCAAGAAACCAGGAUCCAAAAACUUUCAGAAUAUCUUCCCUCCCUCUGCAACACUUCAUCUCUCAAACAUCCGGGAAGGUAUCGGAGAGGACGACCUGCGUCUCCUGUUCUCCAAUAGUGGAGGGUCGGUCAAGGCCUUUAAAUUCUUCCAGGACCGUAAAAUGGCCUUGAUCCAGAUGUCGUCAGUCGAAGAGGCCAUCCAGACACUGAUAGACCUUCAUAACUAUGACAUGGGCGGAAAUCACCAUCUCAAAGUUUCCUUCUCGAAGUCGACCAUCUAA
Nerophis lumbriciformis (worm pipefish) is the source of this 1569-nucleotide messenger RNA. NCBI's taxonomy places the organism in Eukaryota, Metazoa, Chordata, Actinopteri, Syngnathiformes, Syngnathidae. The record is from RefSeq and is a predicted model, not a curated record.